CAAAAUUUGAAAACUGAAAGCGCGCGUAUACUUUGUUUAUUGUUUUGUCUCCUGUCUGAGGUUGCUGCUCACUAGAUGGCCAUGAAACGUCAGAUCGAGCUAAAUUUUUUGUCUCGUUGGGGUUAAAGUUAACUCGAAAACAAAUAGCUUGUUUUACAAAUUUAACCCGUCAUCUGACAAACAUUUUCCCUAGGUCCUGUCUGCAUGUAGAAGCUAUAUAGGGUGGACUGGAUUGUGAAAGGUUUGGAAAAGGAAAUCAUUGUAUUUUAGUUUGACCACUGCGUCCAGGCAUUCAUCAGAGUUGACGCUGUACCUAAAAAAUGGAGGGACCAUCAGGAGCUUCAAGCAGUGGUACAGGAUACAAAAAAUCAAGAGGUGCCAAUUGGACAGAAGAAGAAACAGAACAGUUGUUGGAGGCAUGGGCAGAUAGAGAUGUUCAACUGCUCCUGGAGAAUGGCCCUCGUACUAGGCAGGCUUUUGAAAGAGUGUCAUUUAGUCUUGCUGUACACCACAUGGAAAAAACACCAAACCAAUGCCGUGAGAAGAUCAAGAAGCUGAAAACCAGGUAUCGCAAAUUGAACAAUCAUGGAAAAGUUUCGAAAAAUAUGCCAGAACGUCUAAUACACAAGCUCCACCAAGUGAUGAAAGGUAUUCCUAGUGUAUCUUCAGCCACUAGCAAAGCUCAUGGCGCCAAUGCUACUUGUAAUCAUGAGGAAAUGGAUGGAGCAGAAACCGAGGGACCAACACCAAAUAAUGUUGUGGACCUUAUCGAUGACGACAGUAGUGCCAGUUCAAAUUCAGAAUCUUUCUCAGGCUUUGAUGCGGAAGACGUAGUUCCCCCAAAACGAGUCCCAAAACAUAAAGAUAAAAGAAGAAAACCAUCCCGGAAAAGAAAAGAAAGCCGUUCCGAAAGACGUUCCGCAGUCUAUAUUCUCAUCGACAAGGUUAUAAGCGCUCAAUCAGCCGCUAACGAACGACUUUCAGCUUUGGAAGAAAGACGUCUAUUGUUAGACAAGGAACUUGAAGAAAAGCGAAUUGAAGCCGAGGCCGCUCGGCAAGAGGCGCAACGUCAACACGAGCUCAGACUGUUGAGUACGAUGGCUCAGCAGAUGGCCUGCAUUCUCAAGGACAAAUUAGGCAAAUGUCACGGUCGGAUUGCCCGCAAGUCUUUCGUGCGCUUCGGCAAACAAGAUAGAACACCACAACAUGGGCAAGUGUUCACACGUGUGAAAUCCAGGAUGGAGCUGAAUUCUUGUUUCAACCAAGACCAAAAUUCAGCGGCUUUCGUACGCGACUGGCGGAGCAAGAAAAUUUCAGCUGCCAAUAAAUUGAUCAACGAGGACACGGCACCGAUCGUUCGACGUAAAACUGUUAUCACCAUCGGAUGUGCCAGCGAAUUAAAAGGCUCGUCUUACCCACCAGAAGACCAUACUGUAUCCGCAUCGGAAGUGGGCGAGACAGCUUGCGGGAGGAUUAGUAUUACUGUUAAAAGUCUUCCGAAAACAGGCAUUCGCAAGAUACCACAAGGUCCUAUUUUUAAUUGCGACCUUCACGAUGAAGACGAAUGGAAGGACACGGUGCCCUUUAAAUCUUCUUCCGUAAGCGAUCCAUCAUGGAUUUACGUCCCAACAAAGCCAGUUCGUCCUUUUUUAACAAACCAACUAACAGCUUGGCAAGAUGAGCAACCGUCGCAUGAUAUCGGUUCAACUUUGGCUAGUAAUUCAUUCAAGACAUCGAAUAAGAGCUGGCCUACAAACGAUGUAGACGCGGGCCAGGAAUUUUUAGGUAAUCGGAAGAAUUCGGAUGCUGUGAUCAGCAAAUUGGAUUCGCCGAAAAUUUGUGCAAAACCCACUUUCAAUGUGAUUAUGAGUGGUGAAUCGAAGAUUCUACAUUUGGCGGAGCAGGAUGCAUGGAGUAUUGAAAAAGAUGCUUGCAGAAUUGAGAAGAGUCCAAUCACUUCGAUAUCUCGUUCUCCAAUCGGCUAUCGUGAAUGGUUAAAAUCACUCGAUCGAUUGGAAGGUGAAUCAUUCCCUAAUCAAAUCCAUUCGACAGUCGAAAAGAAGAUGAAAUGCCAAGAAAGAAAAUCAUCCACUGAUCCUGUUAAAAUGGCCAGUAACAUGACUGCAAUUAAUCAACAAGUUGAAAAUCAUUCAGCUCCCAGAAGCAUCUUAAAGAAUGGACAACACGAAUUGGAUUAUGACAUCCGUCAAGAAAAGCUUGAUGUGGUCCCAAAUCAGCAAUAUCAAAACAAAGCUGUACAGGCAAAAAUUGUUGGCGAAGACAAAUCCAUUAACAUACACAACAAAAAGCCAUUAAAUUGGAUUGAAGAAAGUUCCACUUCUAACCUUGUUGGUUGGACUGCAACAUUUAAUAACAUCACAGACUCGAAAUUCAAUAAAAUGGUACCAACUAAAGAAACUCAUCAUGCUGUUCCUUCCAAAAAUGAGGCUUUUACAGCGAAUCAUCAACCGACCACGACUAGAGUAGACAGGGCCAAUACCAUGGAAGUCAUCAAUAGAAACCAAAUCAACACAGUCAGGUCACGCAGUUCCUCCGGCUGCUGGAAACAGAAUAUCAGCACCCAGGAUGGAACUAAUGAACAAGCACUUUCAUCUGGAAUGGAUCUUUCCAAAGCAACUGAGCUUGUCCGGCACUUCUUCAAUGCAGAAGACGUUGAUAAUCGACAAAGCCAUUCGUUAGUGGUUGAUAAAAGUAAAUUGAGCGCAACGAAAUCCAUCUUGUCACCAGAAUACGAGCAGACAGCACAAUCGAUUCCACAUCUGCCUCAAGGAUCAGCUCAGGAUCAACGUCGUGGACGAACACCGAUCAAAUCGAAAAUUCCGCUGCGGAUCCCGAGACCUGCCAGCAGCGCCGCUUUUUCCAGUUCUAGCAGUUCGACAUCGAUGACACCAGCUGUUGCAGAGAGAGGAAGCAAUUCGAAUUUAAGAAUGAAUGCUUCUAAGAAUAAAGCCAUGCCGAGUAGAAUUAAACCUCCUUCAGUCGGAAGGGCAAGGUCAGUGGAUAGUUCCAGGUUAACAAGUCCAUUAUCAAAUUACGUAUUAUACAGCAAUGUAACAAUGGCCAGAGAAGAAAUGAUGAGUCAAUAAGCAAAAGUUGUUCAGUUUAAAAUCACAUUCCAUAUAUUUUGAAAUUCUAGUAACAUAUAUCUAGGUUGAAUGGGUUUUCCCCGUCUUUUUCCUUUCUAACAUUACAUUGGUAUUCCUAACACAGCAGACUUUGGUUUUUGCCCAGUCACGUUUCGUUUGUCUGGACCGCUUCGAACUUCAUUUUUAUAUUAUUAUUCGUGUCAUUGUAACUCCCAUCUACCGAAUAAUGAAUUCAAGGUUUUGUAGUUUUGUAAUUAUUUCUCUGUGUAUCAAUAUAACUCGAUGACAAA
Molecule: messenger RNA, 3397 nt
Organism: Daphnia carinata
Lineage: Eukaryota; Metazoa; Arthropoda; Branchiopoda; Diplostraca; Daphniidae
Exons: 10
Coding region: 321-3107 (928 amino acids)
Cellular component (GO): nucleus
Molecular function (GO): transcription cis-regulatory region binding
Source: RefSeq, a predicted model, not a curated record